Messenger RNA from Sitodiplosis mosellana (orange wheat blossom midge), 1590 nucleotides. RefSeq lists its product as uncharacterized. The transcript is spliced from 6 exons. Lineage: Eukaryota; Metazoa; Arthropoda; Insecta; Diptera; Cecidomyiidae. The record is from RefSeq and is a predicted model, not a curated record. Bases 10 to 1215 code for a protein of 401 amino acids.
GUGGCCAGUAUGUUCCCAGAUGAGGAAGAAGAAAUCAGCGAAGAGUCCCGUUUACUGCUGCCAAAUUCGAAUCGCAUAAGCUGCUCCAGUCAUAUGCUCGAAAAGUUGGCCAGAAUUGAUUCAAAGAAAGCCGAAACCGAUGACGAAGUUUAUGGCGCAGCACAUAAACGAGUGUUCGAUAAACUGCAACAAAUUUGGGAUUUGAAAGCAUCUCGCCUGUCUUCCGAGAUUUUUCAUGGCAUCACGGGCAAGAAGCUAAUUGGGCCACACCGAAUUCGUUGGCUAAAAACGUUUGAUGCGGUGAAAUACAUUCUGUCCAUUCCGCACGACAGAUUGGAAGAUGCUUGCCGACAGCUCAACACAUGCCAUUUGGAUGAAGACGAUUACAUGUUCCUCGAAGAAUAUGUGGAGUGUAUUACGCCAGUCGCAAUCGCAUUAAAGAGCUUGGAAGGCAAUAAAUACACGUUUGGAAUUUACCUUCCAAUUCUCGUCGGUUUACGUACCACAUUUGCCCGUUUGCAGGCGAAAAACCUCAUGCAUUGUGCGCCAUUGGUGACAGCAUUACAAACGGGUUUUGAGAAUCGUUUGGCCAAUAUAAUGGAUAUUUUCGAUAUCAAGGGAAAAAGUGCGCCACUGUACUUGGCUAUGUGUUCGAAUCCAUUGUUUAAACUGAAUUAUUUGGGCUUUGAACAAAGAAUUCCGUCGCAUACCGUCAGAAAAAUGCGCGAUUUACUGGUUGCGGCAGCGAAAGAAAUUAUCCUAACUCGAAAUGAUUCGGCAGCCGAUGGUUUUCGGGCUGAAGAAGUUGCGGUAGACGACACGAACACAGUCACAGCCUUAACUAACGUAUCAGAUAUCACCGGAAUAGCAUCGUUGGAUCAACUACUCGUCCCUUGUGAUGUGACGACAUCCAUCAAUGUUGCGGUGCAAAACGAUUUUGCGUUAUUGAACGAAAUUGACAGAUACCUUUCGUCGCCGACAACGGCCACCAUUGAGAAUGGUCUGAAGUUGUUUCCUCACGUACGUGCCGUUUACGAAAAAUACAACUGCAUACGUUCAACGGAAGCGAUAUGUGAAAGAUUGUUCAGUUAUGCUGUACACAAUGUGUCCGCAAUACGGAACGACUGUGCGUUUCAUUCAUUUUCUGUGAGAGAAAGAGAAACAGAUACAGGUUUGGUUGGGUUUGGUUUGGUUUGGUUUGGGUUGGAAUUAUGAAUUUGGAUCGAUCCGAUGUGAUGUGAUGUGAUGUGAUAUGAUGGUGCAUGGUGAUGACCGCCCACCGCCGAUCGUGAUUGGAAUGAUUUUGACGGACAAACGAUUGCGGCUGACAGCCGAAUUCUUCGAAGAUUUGUUGAUACUUCAUAUGAACGCCGAUUGGAUCUGAUCUGAGACUAGACGAUGGACGUUAAUAUUUGAAAAUCCAGACAAUUUUUGCACCAUUUUUCGUUUUUUUUCUAUUUUCUUCAAAUUGAUAUUUCUUCAUUGAAUUUUUUUUCUUCUUUAUUUCAAUCUCUAUUUCCAUUUGACUUUCAUGUAAAAUAUCACGUUUAUGUGAAUUGUGAAUUUAUUAUUUGUUAUUAUCAAUAUCAA